Messenger RNA from Rhodotorula graminis WP1, 1909 nucleotides. RefSeq lists its product as uncharacterized. The transcript is spliced from 5 exons. The coding region runs from base 1 to 1866 and encodes 621 amino acids. Lineage: Eukaryota; Fungi; Basidiomycota; Microbotryomycetes; Sporidiobolales; Sporidiobolaceae. The record is from RefSeq and is a predicted model, not a curated record.
AUGGGCCGUCACGACACGAGGAUGGUGCUCGCCAUCGCCCUCGCCGUCCCUGUGUUUCGUGCCGCCGCCGCCGCCGCUUUCCUUCGUCGACCUGUCACCCUCUCCGCCCUCGCGACGAGCGACAAGCGCAAGUGGGCCGUCGCUGUGUGCGAGGUCGUGCGGACCUUCUCGCAGGUGGCAGCAAGCCGGCUCAACCCGGUCUGGGUCUGGGCGAGCACCGACCUCUUCAUUCCUCUCCUCCUCCUCGCCUUUCCUGCAACGCCCGCGACCGACGCGCCCCGCACAACCCGCCUGUACGCCGCCGUCGCCGUCGCCUCGUUCGCGACCGCCUGGACCUGGUGCUCCGACCUCCUCAACGCCGAGGGCAUGUUCCUCGCCCUCGUCAGCGUCGGCGCCGAGACGAUGGGGCAGUGGCUCGCGCGGCAGGAGUUGGACGAGGCGAGCGGCCGGGUGGACGAGGCGGUCGAGGCGGUGCGCGACUCGAGCCUCCGCGCAGCCGCGCUACACGUCGUCAUGUACCUCGCCCUCUUCCCUCUCGACCUACAUCAAUACCGAGCCUACUCGCAAGGACCCGCCAUCGCCUCCUCGAUCAUCUGGCCUUUUCUCGCCCUCUUCGCCUCGGUCGCCUUCAUCGUCGUCGAGCAGGAUGGCAAACUCGACGUACUAUCCUCGAUCGCCAUCUACUCGGCGUCGAACGCCGUCGUCCUCGUCCUCGUGGCCGCUCCCGAGUGGAGCAAUACGGCGAGCCGGACCGUCGGCGGCCUCCUCGUCGUCCUGUAUCUCGCCAACGUCGCGUACCAGCUCAUCUCGACGAGAAUCGAGGGCAUCUCGCUCAGCCUCGAGCCCGGGUCUGCCGCCGACUACGACCCGCUCGCGUCCUCUCCGGCGUCCAAGAUCCUGUCGACCCGCCUCGGUCCGCCCUCGAUGCGCAUCAUGGCGCUCGUGCCCGCCCUCGCAUACCUGUCCGGCGCACUCUGCGUCGCGCUCGCCGCCUCGCCCACUCUCGACAUCGUCAUCGCGCACCACUCGCGCGCCCCGGCGUCGGUCGCGCACCACGUCGCCGCAGUACGACUCGCGCCGCACGUGCGCAAGUCGCGCGUACGCGUGUACCUGUACGAGAAGGGCGACUGGACCGACCAGGAGCUGUGGCGCGGCCUGAGCGGCGUCCUGGACCCGAGAUGGGACGAGAUUGUGCGCUUGCCCAACGUCGGUCGCGAGGGCGGCACCUACCUCGAGCACGUUGUGCGGCACUACAACGCGUCGCUGCCGUCGCCGAGUACGAGGAGCGGCGCGUCAAGGUCGUCUUGGGCAACGCGCGUCGGUCGAGGCGGCGAGGCGCGAGUCCGACCUUUCGCCGACACGACCCUGUUCCUUCAGGACCAUCUCGCCUGGCCCGGCGUGGCCGGUCCUCGCCUGCGCCACACCCUGUCGUCUCGCACCGGGUUCCUCUCGCUCGGCCCGUACCUGUCGAACCUGUGCGGCCACGACAGCGAGGUCGGGACCGAGAUGGGCGGCAUCAAGGACAUCUUCGAGACGGUCAAGGCCCGCCAGUGCACCGAGGGCAACGAGGACGACCGGGUCCUUAGCACGUGGUUUGGCCAAUUCGCGGCGAGUCGUGCGACGCUGCUCAAGAACGGGCUCGAGGUGUACGAGCGGCUCGUGCGCAUGGUCGAGGCUCCCGACGAUGACCCGAUCCACAAGCAGUACAACCCAAGCGGGCCCUCAACAGCGUCCAAUCCCGCCUUUGGUCACGCUCUCGAGCGGAGCUGGCCCCUCCUCCUGCAUUGCGACGACAGGCGCAUCGCCGAGACGUGUCGGAACGGCGCGUGGGAGCCUCGAGACUGUCAGUGCUUCGAGGAGACGUAGAUUUGACUGCAUUGCGAGCGUGAACGGAGCUUCCCACGCCCGC